Messenger RNA from Parathielavia appendiculata, 2322 nucleotides. RefSeq lists its product as uncharacterized. Gene Ontology annotation, cellular component: Swr1 complex. Lineage: Eukaryota; Fungi; Ascomycota; Sordariomycetes; Sordariales; Chaetomiaceae. The transcript has 2 exons. Gene Ontology annotation, biological process: chromatin remodeling. Gene Ontology annotation, molecular function: ATP-dependent H2AZ histone chaperone activity. The record is from RefSeq and is a predicted model, not a curated record. The coding region runs from base 1 to 2322 and encodes 773 amino acids.
AUGGAGAAGAAGAGGAAGCUGCCGGCACGCGCUGCUGCCCGAGCUGAGCAGGCGGCUAAGAGGAGAACCAUGACUCCUCCUCAGAGAUCAGUCACCCCAGCCGCGCCAGCUGCUGCGCCCGAGCCAGAGACAGCUCCGGUCGAAGAUGUCCCUCCGCCGCUUCCCAAAUCCAUCACUACGGGCAAGCCGCUGCCUACCGUCGACUCACCCCAGCCAGACGACCUCUCUAAUAGCGACUUCCAAACCGUAUCAGAAAGUGGUGUUCUCGCUGAGUCUCUGUCGCGUUCGCGCCAUAUCUGGACGGUCGAGGGUAUCUUCGAAAAGUACUGGUCAAAACCGGCCAAGAAGAAGGGGGUCGUGAUCGAGGAACCAAACAAUCCGCCUAAGGAGAGCAUGACAAAGCUGGGACAGGUCACCAUCACCGUCGAGCCUCACGUCUUCGAGGCGACCAUGUUCGCCGUCAAAGAUCCGAAACCACCAGUCCCGAAUCCCCCGACCGCCGAACGACCCAUCGUACAGUACGGACCACCCAAUGGUGCCAUGCCGCCUCCGCCAACGCCUACACAGAAAACCGCGACCGCGACGAGCGUGUCGACGCCGGCCCCCGAUCCGUCGCAAUCGCAGGCCCAGGUGUUUGCCCCGGUCGAUACGAAACCUCCAACUCCAAUGCAAGCACAAACCCAUACCCAUACACAGACGCCCACUCUGCCGGUUGCGCAGCCCGCCUCUGGUCAGCUUAUACCUGACGCAUCGCGGCCGACACCACCCGCUCCUGCCAUGGCUCCAAGGCCUGUGGCGUCACCAAGGGGUAUGGAGUCGGUCCUCUCGCCCACCAUAGCGCCACCACUGGUGCCCCAAAGCUCCCCGGCACCUCAGCCGCAGCCCCCGCGACCAACUCCCCCGCCUAGCUAUUCACUCCCAACAGCGCCGACUUCAAGCGCGCCAGCAGUGCCUCCUAGGCCCACGAACACCGUCCAACCCUAUCCGACGCCGAAUGGUGCGCCUGCUACCCCUGCGGCUGCGGCGGCGAAACCGGCUGCUCCGGGCACAGAUCCCAUAAUCCUUAUGCUGGCAGAUAAGGCCGGAUCGGAUCCUCAGCUCCGCGAUCUCAUGAAGCGCGUUGCGCAGGGAGACGCAGCUAAGCAUGAACUAGAGCGCUUCCAGGCCAUCAUUGACGCCAUCACGGCCGAGAGCAAGCGUAACGGUAGCACUGCAGGGCCGUCUGCGGACAGGCUUCUGGUCGACGGGAGGACGGUGCGAUAUUUCGCUGAUGAAGUGCGCGCAAUUCUAGACAUUGUCCUCUCCUCAAACCCCAAACAAACCUCGGCCGACCUACGACCGCCGGUGGGCAGUGAUCCCCUUGUCGUGAUGCUCGUCAAGGCAGCGCUUGACGAACCGCGGACCCGGGACAUUGUGCGUCGCAUUGCCGAGGACAAGCCGCAGUUCGCCGACGCCACGGAUCUCAGGGUCAUACUAGACCGCCUUCGUGCCAAACUCGUCAAGGACAAGGAUCGGCAGCAUACGCAAUCCCCAGCUCCGGCAUCAACCGCGCCUCCCAGGCCCCAUGGUGUUGCAAACGGUCACACGGCACGGUCCGCCAGUACCACACCACCAGCCCCCGCACCCCAGACAGCGCUCCGCUCCAAGGGUCCACCGCCGCUACCACCAAAACUGGACAUAUCCGGGAUUGUGUUCGAGUUUGCCGGCGGCACGGGCGAUCGAUACCUGUUCCCCAAAUUCAGCCUCCUCGAAUACGUUCCCGUUCCCACUGGACAGCAGGUGAUAGCCUCUUUCCUGCUGGUCCGCAAAGGGAGCAAAGCCGAGUAUCCCGUGGCCGAUCCAGAGUUGGAUUACUACCAGCCUCUGACGAUCCGUCUCUUCACCCACGCCGGCCGCCACCUCGAACAUCUCGCCCGAGUCGUCGCCCCGCAAGACGAGGUGAGGCGGUACAUGGACGACGUCAUGACCAGGAUGACUAGGGCUGAGUAUAUCCUGCUUGCGAUGAGGUUACCCAGGCGGGCUUGGACCGAGGAUGAGAACGAGGAGAACGAGAGGGACGGUGGUGCGAGGGACGGCAAGCAGACAAACGGCGGAGGGUUAUUGUUGAAGGAUAAGGACGACAAGGAAAAAGAGAUUGGGUUGGAGGUUGUGCAGAAAGCCAACACGCGACCACCACAGCAGCCGGGGGUGUUGUGGACUGCGAAAGCGACCAAGCCAGAGGUCAAGGAUUUGCCGGGGAGGACAAAGGGGUUGGAGAAGGUCAUGGAUGUUGAUGAGCAGUACCAGAGUUUCGUCGCUUCGGUUAGCCGGAAAGAGGUGUAA